AUGCACACAUUCUCUAAGCUCUUUCUAGCUGCUCUCUCGUUGACCACCCUGGUUGGUGCUCGUCAUCAGUCGCGUGCGCACUCGCGUCAUCUCCGUACUGCUGUCCGUGGGCGGUCUACCAACAAAACCUACACCAUUCAAGACUUUUAUCAGGGGGAGGAUUUCAUCAAUAAUUGGGAUUUUUUCACUGGUUCGGACCCCACUGGUGGCAAUGUCAACUACCAAAGCAAAUCGGACGCACAGUCUAAGGGACUUGCAUAUGUCAAUGACUGCGAUAAUUCGACGGUUCUUGCAGUUGAUUCAACCAGCACCGUUGCUGCCGGCGGCAAUCGUGACUCUGUUCGUAUCACAUCUCAGAAGAGCUACAACGGCGGUCUCUUUGUCAUUGACGCCUCGAACAUGCCUGUCGGCUGCUCUACGUGGCCCAGUUUCUGGACCGUUGGUCCAAACUGGCCUUCGGCGGGUGAAAUCGACAUUGUCGAGGGCGUGAAUAACCAGGCGACAAACCAGAUGACACUUCAUAGUGGCACCAGCCAAAGUUGUACUAUCGGAAAGUCAAAUAGUAGUACCGAUGAGUUUACUGGCCACGUCCUUGGGACAAGCUGUUACAGCACCCCGACUGCGGAUGCAGGCUGCGGCGUUGAGGACACGGACACAAGGUCUUUUGGAUACGGCUUCAAUAAUGCGGAGGGUGGUGUCUUUGCACUCCUUUGGGACAACUCCACUGGCAUGUCGAUGUGGCACUUCGCUCGUGCUGAUAUCCCUGCGGAUCUUACGGCCCAAAUGCCCAACCCUUCCACUUGGAUUCCUCCAGCUGGUUUCUGGUCUGCAAAGAGUUGUGACAUAUCAGCUAACUUCUACGACCACCAGAUGGUCAUUGACACUACUAUCUGUGGCAACUGGGCAGGUGGUGCCUACUCCAGUUCUGGAUGCCCAGGAACGUGCUCAGAUAUGGUCGCCAAUGCUACUAACUAUGUCGAUGCCAAGUGGGUUAUCAACUACGUCGCCGUCUACCAAUGA
Messenger RNA from Suillus subaureus, 1020 nucleotides. Its product is annotated as glycoside hydrolase family 16 protein. Bases 1 to 1020 code for a protein of 339 amino acids. Gene Ontology annotation, biological process: glucan catabolic process. NCBI's taxonomy places the organism in Eukaryota, Fungi, Basidiomycota, Agaricomycetes, Boletales, Suillaceae. Gene Ontology annotation, molecular function: hydrolase activity, hydrolyzing O-glycosyl compounds. The transcript has 5 exons. The record is from RefSeq and is a predicted model, not a curated record.